Rotaria sp. Silwood2 is the source of this 1380-nucleotide messenger RNA. NCBI's taxonomy places the organism in Eukaryota, Metazoa, Rotifera, Eurotatoria, Philodinida, Philodinidae. The record is from the annotation of a GenBank genome assembly.
AUGGAUUCCAAUGUAUCUGACGACAAAAAAGUUCUUCCUAAAACUUUGAACAAACAAAAGAGUGUAGCAAAUAUAUCACUUUCUAAACUCAGUCAUCGAUUAACAAUGAGAAAAAAAUUACAUAAACGACUUACUUUGGUGACCGAUAUUAUGUGUUUUCUUGGUAUUUUGGGAAUUAUUUUAAUGAUUAUUAAAAAUGAAUUGAUAUUUUCCCAAAUCCACAAUAAUGAUACUAUAGUCAGUUGGUCUAUCAAAGUAGUUAUAAGUGUUUCAACUGUUGUUCUUAUUGGGUUUAUCAUUGAAUAUCAUCGCUUAGACAUCUCUCUCUAUGCUCUUAAUAAUUCAAUUGAAAAUCGUCUUGUUACACUAACAAAAACAAAAAUAUUGUUAAUUGUAGUUGAAAUAUUAAUUUGUGCUAUACAUCCAAUGCCUCGAGUUUUUCCUCAUUAUUCAAAUGAAUCACCAAAAAAUACAAGCUCAGACGGGUCGACAUCUACUACUUAUUCUGUGUCUUAUAUAUAUAUUGAUGUUGUGCUUGGCUUACCAAUGUUUCUUCGUCUUUAUUUGCUUUGUCGUUUCAUUCUGUAUCAUUCUCAUCUAUUUCUUGAUGCAUCAUCACGAUCUAUUGGUUAUCUUAAUAGAAUUUCGAUUGAUUACUUCUUUCUCAUUAAAGCUUAUCUGGAACAAUGGCCAAUUUUUUGUUUAUCAAUAUUUUGUAUAUUUAUAUUUCUUAUUGGAAGUUGGUCUUUACGUGCAUGUGAUUAUACAUCAAGCAAUGAACAUUUAACAAUGCAAGAUUCCAUGUGGUUAUUCAUUGAAACAUUUACUACUGUAGGGUAUGGAGAUAUCUUUCCUUCUACACAUUGUGGACGAACUGUUGCUGCUAUGGCUAGUUUGGUUGGUAUCCUUACAACCGCUGUUUUCAUUACUGUUCUUACACAGAAACUUCUGAUGAAUCGAUGGGAAAAAUAUGUGCAUAAUUUUGUACUGGAUGUUGAAUUGGCAAAAGAACGUAAAAUUCAAGCAGCAAAUGUUAUUAAAUUUGCAUUUCUAGCUUGGUAUAUAAAAAAGAAAAAUGUUUCUUCAUCAUCUUUUUUGUACCUUCAAGCACAAAGACGAUCAUUCCAGGCAAUACGUUCGCUUCACCUAAUUAAACGAAAACAAGGACAACUAGUCGACAGUUGUAUUGAUCAAAUCGAUCUAAUUGCUACAGAACGUAACACAAAUACUCAAAUAUCCGGCGUUACAGAGCAAUUGCAGACAAUGGAAGUUAAAAUGUAUAACGUAGAAGAGAAACUUGUUGAGAUGAACAUAAAUAUAAACAAUAUAAUGAACGAUAUACAAAAAAUAUUAAGUAUGUUAAAUAAAGUUGCAAAAUAA